Molecule: messenger RNA, 474 nt
Organism: Paramecium octaurelia
Lineage: Eukaryota; Ciliophora; Oligohymenophorea; Peniculida; Parameciidae
Source: the annotation of a GenBank genome assembly
AUGCUUUAGUUAAAAUUCAGAAAAUAAUAACAAAAACAGAAUAAGAUUGAGAACAAAUAUUUAGCAUAACGUAAUUUAGAUAAUGAACAGAAAAUUGAAAAUUCGGAAAUCAAGGAUCAUGAUGACUUUUUGAUAAAUUUAGACAUGCAUUUUUCAAAUAGAGAACCUGAAGAGUCAAAAAGCAAUUAACAUAAAAGAACCAAUUAAAAACAAAAUAAUUAAAACAGUUCCACCAUUAAAAAGAAACCUAUCAAAAUGAACUUUUGUAAAUUAGUGGAAAGACAUAGAAUUGUGUAUAUAGAAGAUGAAAGGGAAGAAUAAAAAAUUGACAAAAUAAAAAAUACAAAUGGUAACAUAAAGAAAGUUACUGAUGCACAUAUUAAUAACUAAAAUAAUAUGAGUGAUACAUAAAAUAAACACUAAACUUAAUUAGUAAUAAUUAAAUAAAUCAUUUUAAGAAUGUCAUCUUAGUGA